Molecule: messenger RNA, 1386 nt
Organism: Penicillium lagena
Lineage: Eukaryota; Fungi; Ascomycota; Eurotiomycetes; Eurotiales; Aspergillaceae
Gene: hat1
Product: histone acetyltransferase catalytic subunit HAT1
Exons: 4
Coding region: 1-1386 (461 amino acids)
Biological process (GO): subtelomeric heterochromatin formation
Cellular component (GO): nucleus
Molecular function (GO): histone H4 acetyltransferase activity
Source: RefSeq, a predicted model, not a curated record
AUGAUGCGCGGCGCGUUUGACCGCGCCGCCGACUCCCUUGCCGUGGUUCGAAGGUCCUGCGACGCCAACGACGCUGUCCAUAUCACCGUAGUACAGCCCGGCGAGACCAAACCCAAAACCCUCUCGACCUUCCAUCCGCAAUUCACAUACCCCAUCUUCGGCGACGAAGAGCGCAUCUUUGGCUACAAGGGCCUGAUCAUUCGCUUGCGCUUUGCGGCCCAUGACCUGCGCCCCCAUAUCCACAUCUCGUACGAUGACCGGUUCAAGGCUGUCGGCGAUACAGCUGCGAGAGAGGACUACCUGUCUAAUUCCUGGAAAUCAGAGGCGUUUAUCAACCUACCGGAAUACGAGAAUGCCGUCCAGGACGACCCGAGCGCAAAGGAAUUUAAGCCCCCAGGCAUGCUGGUUCACAGCUAUGAGGUGGAUGACCGGAAAUAUGAGAUCUGGGCUGGGUCCCUGGCAGACCCCGAGAAAGUGACUCCUCCGACUCCCACUGCGUCAGCAUACUCUAUUGUAGGAUAUGCCACAGCCUAUCGGUACUGGCUCUACCAGCGAGACCGCUCUGAAACACCCACCGUCAAGUCUGAUCCGUUCCCCGGCCCCGAAGCUAAGAUCUCAGAGCUUCCUGCCAGGCUUCGGAUUGCGCAGUUCCUCGUCCUCCCUCCACACCACCGUUCAGGCCACGGCACCCACCUGUACACCACAAUCCACGCUACAUGUCUCGCCGACCCGACCAUUGUGGAACUAACCGUGGAAGACCCGAACGAGCAAUUUGAUGCGUUGCGAGACACGGCCGACUACUGCCUUCUUCGGCCGGAGUUCCUCAAGCAAGGCGUGAACAUCAACCCUGAUCCCUACGAAGCAUACUCUCGGAAGCAACGCCUGAAAGUGGUGCCCACCGCGGCUCUGAUCCCCACCAAACUGCUGUUGGACAUCCGCACAUCCUUCAAGAUCGAGUCGACCCAGUUCGCGCACAUCCUGGAAAUGUACCUCCUCAGCCAGAUUCCCUCAAGACACCGGCUGUCUGGCGGUGCCAACCUUGCACGACUGUUGAUCAAGAAGCACAAGAUCGACGACGUGAAUGACCGACGCUACUACUGGUGGCGCAUGCUCAUCAAACAACGACUGUUCAAGAAACACCGCUCGUUGCUAAGCGAGUUGGAUGCGACCGACCGAGUUGAGAAGCUCGACGAAACUGUGCGAAAUGUGGAGGAGGGCUAUGAGGUUACUCUCCAGGCACUGGAGGGUCGCUUGCCUGAUGUGCAGGAUGAGCCCCCGGUGGUUGCCAGUGAGAGCCGGAACGGGCGCGUCAAACGCAAGCUCACCAUCUCGGACGAUGAAGACGAGGAGAAUGGGACGGAGCUUGCCAAGCGGCCUAAGGUGUAA